This is a messenger RNA of Leptomonas pyrrhocoris, 788 nucleotides long. RefSeq lists its product as hypothetical. The record is from RefSeq and is a predicted model, not a curated record. NCBI's taxonomy places the organism in Eukaryota, Euglenozoa, Kinetoplastea, Trypanosomatida, Trypanosomatidae. The transcript has a single exon. Gene Ontology annotation, molecular function: metal ion binding. Bases 282 to 788 code for a protein of 168 amino acids.
GAGAUUUUUUUUACGCCUUCUCGCCGACUUCCAAAAAAAAGAAAAAGCCUCAUCCAAUUCUCUUUUGCCACCGCCAGCUAUCUGUUUUUUUCAUCUCUUUCCUUCUUCGCCUCUCAGUGCCUUUCUUCUAUCUCCCCGCAGGAAAUAGAGAUCUCGAUCUGAAAGGAGAAAAAGAAUCCAACUCGCCGCUCUCCUUCACGUCUCUCUUCGAAAGAAAUAUAUACACGUAUUUAUCUACUCAAAGAGUCACUUCACCCGAGAGAGAGAUCGCCUUGCAGACCAUGCAGCUCCCCCGCAUCCCGUCCUACGAAGAGGCCAGCAUGGCCGCCGGAGAGUACCCCACCUCGCCGAUGUCCCCGUUCGGUCACCUCAGCAAGAAAAUCGAUCAAACGAAGCUCAAGACGAAGGUGUGCCGGUACUACCUGAUCGGCGCGGCCUGCCCGUUUGGGGAGAGCUGUGCCUUUUCGCACAGCGAGGCCGCCAUGGCCUCCCCGCCCACGCCGGCGUUCCCGACGGCGUCGUCGGCGAAGGGCACCGCGAGCAUCUCCUCGGAGGACCUGUCCAAGUCGGGCAGCGCCAACGCGAGCGACACGCAGUCCAACGGCGACGCGGCGGAGGUGCCGGAGCGGGUGGUGUUUGGGCAGCCGCCGCCGGCCUACGCGGAGGCCAUGAAGGAGGCAGAGGGCUUGGCAGCGGCGGAGGUGGUCGCGGCGCCGCCCACGUACCCGAAGCGCUUCCGCUUUGACCCCUACAGCGCAAACUGGAUCACCUACGAGAAGUCCGCGUAA